GGCGGGGUGCACUGUCUUCUCCAUGCCCUCAGCGCUGCCCAAUCCGCUGCAUUCCCGCGUCCCGUGAUCAGUGGCCACGGGUUGUUCUGCACCACGACCUUUGAGAUGAGCUGUGCUCGCCCCACGGCACCUGGAGCCCAGCUGCCCCCCAGAGCAAUGGCAGCGGUGUUGGCUCUGCUGGUGGCCUGGCCAGCUGCCACUGCAGCAGUGACGGUGACACGGGACUCGCUGCUGAAUGUCUGCAUGGAUGCCAAGCACCACAAAACAGAGCCUGGCCCUGAGGGGCAGCUCUAUGGGCAGUGUGUCCUCUGGAAGGACAAUGCCUGCUGCACUGCCAACACCAGUCUGGAAGCUCACCAGGACCAGUCCUACCUGUACAACUUCAACUGGGACCACUGUGGAGCCAUGCCAGAGAAGUGCAAGCGCCACUUCAUCCAGGACACAUGUCUCUAUGAGUGUUCCCCUAACCUGGGGCCAUGGAUCGACCAGGCAGACACCAGCUGGCGGAAGGAGCGGAUCCGGGAUGUGCCACUGUGCCAGGAGGACUGUGAGCAGUGGUGGGAGGAUUGCCAGGAUGCUGUCACCUGCAAGGUCAACUGGCACAAGGGCUGGAACUGGACUACAGGCACCAACCAGUGUCCCAAGGGUGCCAUGUGCCAGAAGUUCAAGUUUGUGUUCCCCACGGCGGCUGCGCUCUGCGAGCAGGUCUGGUCUGGCUCCUACCGCUACACGUCCCACCACCGUGGCAGCGGCCGCUGCAUCCAGAUGUGGUUUGACCCCGCGCAGGGGAACCCCAACGUUGUCGUCGCCCAGUAUUACGCCCGUGGCGAUGCUCCCCCAAACUCCCUGCCCUCUAUCUUGCUGUCCCUGCUGCCCCUCACCCUGCUGGCCCUGCUCUGAGCAGGAGGGGCUACAGGCAAGAGCAGGCAGUAGAUGGUCAGGGGGGUCCCCAGGCUGCCUUGUGCCUCCCCAUGGGAUGUCCCCAAGCUGUGUACCCCCGCCCUGAGGCAUGUGGCCCAUGAAUAAAUGCUGCUGCCCUGCUU
This is a messenger RNA of Melospiza melodia melodia, 1043 nucleotides long. Its product is annotated as folate receptor gamma-like. Gene Ontology annotation, cellular component: external side of plasma membrane. The coding region runs from base 106 to 900 and encodes 264 amino acids. NCBI's taxonomy places the organism in Eukaryota, Metazoa, Chordata, Aves, Passeriformes, Passerellidae. The record is from RefSeq and is a predicted model, not a curated record. The transcript has 5 exons. Gene Ontology annotation, molecular function: signaling receptor activity.